Cotesia congregata is the source of this 402-nucleotide messenger RNA. Lineage: Eukaryota; Metazoa; Arthropoda; Insecta; Hymenoptera; Braconidae. The record is from the annotation of a GenBank genome assembly.
AACAAAUUAAAACAAAAUUGUGGUAGAAAAUGCCACCCAGUUUUUGGAGCUACAUCAUUGGCUAAUCUGACAUGUAUUUUAAAUGCAAAAUAUAGAUAUAUAGAUUAUGUUUACGUAUGUAUUGUGAUAUCCGGCCACGUUAGAAGUAUAGCUGAUAAUAAUUCAAUAUUAUUAUUAAUUAUUAAUGUGCUAUUGAUUGAAACUUUAUCUCCACAUUAUGCAACAAUGAAUCUUUUUAAGAGGUUAAUUUUUGUCACUUCAUUUUUAUCAUUUAUUUUAUUUGCGGGCAGUGUAGAAUUAACAUUUGAAUUGCCAGACAAUGCCAAAGAAUGUUUCUAUCAGGAGAUAGAAAAAAACACUUUAUUGUACCUUUUACCUUAUUUUACUAGUUUUAUUUCUUAA